GCACCAUGAUGGGGUCCGUUGCCCUCGCGCUGCUCUGGGCUGCCUCGCUCCUGAUCUCCAGUGCAAAUUGUGACAUGUGCCCAGCCGUGAAAAAAGACGUUAACCUAUUCCUGACGGGAUCCCCAGACGAAUAUGUUGCACAAGUGAAAAAAUACCAAAACAACUCUUUAAUAUUGGCCAAUGCCAGAAAACUGAAGGACUGCAUUGAUCAGAAACUGACAGCAGAGGAUAAGGAGCAUGCUAUCACCGUGCUGAAUAAAAUAUACUCAAGUCCUUUAUGUUAAUGGAGCCAUCCUUGCCAGGAGCCCCAAGGAAGCUGCCUGCCUGGUCAUUAAGGAGUCUCUGCAACCGCCACGUCCACGUGUCUGUCUGAAGGAUUCCAGCAAUAAAAGCCUUGCAAUUCAA
Eptesicus fuscus (big brown bat) is the source of this 405-nucleotide messenger RNA. Its product is annotated as major allergen I polypeptide chain 1-like. Gene Ontology annotation, molecular function: steroid binding. Gene Ontology annotation, cellular component: extracellular region. The transcript has 3 exons. The coding region runs from base 6 to 284 and encodes 92 amino acids. NCBI's taxonomy places the organism in Eukaryota, Metazoa, Chordata, Mammalia, Chiroptera, Vespertilionidae. The record is from RefSeq and is a predicted model, not a curated record.